AUGGCCAUCUGCAGGAAGCCCUUUACACCCUUCCUCAUCGAGGACAUCCUGUCGCUUCAGGAGAAUCCGGCUGGCCGCUGUCAGAGAGUGCUCCCUGCAGGCGGUGACCCGCAGAAGCCGGACCCCAGCCGCUGGCCAGGGGGGACAGAGGGAUCAGGAGAGAGGGGCAAUCGCACCUCUGGACCAGAGAGGAGCGGCGGCCAUUCGGCCUCACGCCUCGGUCCCGCGACAACCCAGGACAGCAGAUCUGGACAUCUGCAAGCACAAGAAUCCAGUCAGUCAAGCGCUGCCAGCCUUGAGGGGAGCAUUAUCUCCCCAAGAGCUCCGAGGAACCCCAGGAAAAAGCGUUCUCGAGCAGCUUUCUCACACGCCCAGGUUUUGGAGCUGGAGCGGAGGUUCGACACUCAGAGGUACCUAUCGGCGCCGGAGAGGGCUGACCUGGCUGGUACCCUGAAGCUCACUGAGACCCAGGUCAAGAUUUGGUUCCAGAAUCGGCGGUACAAGACCAAGAGGAAGAUGCUGGCUGCCAGCCAGAACUGUGCUGUGGUGAAGGAGCGGCCAGAGAGAAUGGAAGCUGGGUCCCGAGCAUCCUUAAUACCUACCUACCAAAGUUACCACUACUAUCCCUAUUUAUACUGCCUGGGAUCUUUCCCAGCUACUAUCUGCUGAGCUCAGCUUCCAAUGGCCUCAAGGGACUCUGCAAUUUAUUUAUUUUAAUCCUUGGUGAUGGGAAUAAAUUUUUUUUUUACAUCUCAUUAGGGUGGGGCUGAGUGGCCUCCUCCCUCCUCCACUUUGCUCAUUUCGGUAUUGGCCUCAAAAUGAAAGAAAGUGCAAUUUGAUUUA
Carcharodon carcharias (great white shark) is the source of this 843-nucleotide messenger RNA. RefSeq names its product homeobox protein Nkx-3.1-like. The transcript is spliced from 2 exons. Gene Ontology annotation, molecular function: RNA polymerase II cis-regulatory region sequence-specific DNA binding; DNA-binding transcription factor activity, RNA polymerase II-specific. Gene Ontology annotation, cellular component: nucleus. The record is from RefSeq and is a predicted model, not a curated record. Bases 1 to 669 code for a protein of 222 amino acids. Gene Ontology annotation, biological process: regulation of transcription by RNA polymerase II; cell differentiation. Lineage: Eukaryota; Metazoa; Chordata; Chondrichthyes; Lamniformes; Lamnidae.